Molecule: messenger RNA, 576 nt
Organism: Pistacia vera
Lineage: Eukaryota; Viridiplantae; Streptophyta; Magnoliopsida; Sapindales; Anacardiaceae
Product: ras-related protein RGP1-like
Exons: 2
Coding region: 1-549 (182 amino acids)
Cellular component (GO): endosome
Molecular function (GO): GTPase activity; GTP binding
Source: RefSeq, a predicted model, not a curated record
AUGGCUUCUAAGCACAGGAAUGAAUUGGGUUGUCCAAUUCAAAAACUAAUAUGUUUAUAUUUUUGUUGUUCUGUGUAUACUGUUAAUGGUGGUCUCAAGUAUCAUGCUGUUACAAGUGCAUACUACAGAGGUGCAGCGGGGACAAUGCUGGUCUAUGACAUAUCUAAGUGUCAGUCGUUUGAUCAUGUAGCCAAAUGGUUGGAGGAAUUGCGAGGACAUGCAGAUAAAAAUAUUUUGAUCAUGCUUGUAGGCAACAAGUCUGAUCUGGGGACCCUUCGAGCUGUACCUACUGAGGAUGCGAAAGAGUUUGCUGAAAUGGGAAACCUGUUCUUUAUGGAGACAUCAGCUCUUGAGUCAACUAAUGUUGAAACAGCUUUUGUCACGGUCUUGACAGAGAUUUAUCGAGUUGUUACCAAAAAGUCUCUUGUCGCCAAUGAUGAAUCUGAAUCUGGUGGCAGUGCAUCGCUUCUCACGGGUACCAAGAUUGUUGUCCCUGGUCAGGAGCCAGAGUCUGGGGGAAGGAGUUUCAGCUGUUGCACAUCAUCAUAGGAUAUUCUCCUCCUUCCACCUACCGCA